GGCUGUGGGCUGCUCUGUGACCCCCACCCUCCUUUUGGCUGUGGCUCAGCCCCCUUACCCCUGUAGUCCCUCUGCAACUGAGGAAGCAUCCCUCUCCGAGACAAGGCAGAAUCCCCCCGCCCCCCCCCCCCCCCGGCGUGGAUUCCCCUGGGAACAGCCGCGAGCUGUGGCUUCAAGCUCACCGCCACCUUUAGGCCCCAGUGAACCAGUUCCCUAUCCCUGGCAGACAACCUCUACCAUCCAGAAGGGGGCAAGAGCACCCGAAUCAUGGGAGCACCACCCCUCUGUGCGUGUUCCUCCCUGAGCCGCACCCCAUCACUUCUCCAACAGGAACUGAGAGCCUCGGUGAGGUUGGGUGUCAAAGUUACUGCUGACCCGAGGGAGUGGGGCACCCUCCCAGCCCCUUGUAUUCCAGUGUUGAGCGCAAGUUGUUCGGCUCUGCCUGUGGGAUCUUGCUGUGUACGCAGAAGUUGCUCCGCCUGCUAACAAGCACCUGAACAGUAAUGCAGAGCAGGUGAUAUGUUGUCCGAUAAUCGGCCCGAGGACCAGGUGGAGGCUCGCAUCCAGAAAGCGGUGCAGUUCAAGACCGAGGGCAACGAAUAUUAUAAACAGAGGAGGCUGCGGGAGGCCAUCAGCCGCUACCACUGGGCCCUGAUGCAGCUCAGGGGCUUGGACCCCAGCGAGCCCGCCCCGCUGCACGCUUUCGGCGACGAGAAGGUCACGCUCAGCCCCGAGCAGGUGGCUCUGCUGCGCAGCACCGAGUGCGACUGCUACAACAACUUAGCAGCCUGCCUCCUCCAGUCUGAGAAGGUGAACUACAUUCGGGUGCGGGAUUACUGUCUGAAGGUAUUGGACAGGCAAGCAGACAACACCAAGGCGCUGUACCGGGUUGGAGUGGCUCUCUACUACACCAGAGAUUACGACAAGGCCCUGGACUACCUCUCAGAAGCAGCAAAGUUGUCACCAAAUGAUGUCCAAGUGAAGAGGUACCUCCAGGAGACCGAACAGUGCCUGAAGCAGUACCACAAGCGCGAGAAGAUGAUGUACAAGGAGAUGUUUGCCAAGUGACCGCAGCAGGAACCCUUUCCUCUCUGCUACAUGUUGGACAUUUGCAUCAGCUCCAUUGGCGCAGCCCCCCCCCCCCCCCCACGUACCCCCUCAGCAGGGAGCAAACGCAGUCUGUUUUACAUCUGUUCAGAGUUACCCCCCCACCCGAUGACACAGCCUUUCUCAAAUCUACCCAAGAAAGCAUCAGCAGGCUGCUACUGACUGUCUCUCGUCAGGGCAGCAGUGAACAGGUCUGUGCACAUACUGUGGUUAUUUAAUCCAGGUGCCAGAAUUAUUUGUUUGAUUUUUUUUUGUUUUUUGCCUUUCUUCUCCUCCAAACUAUAAAAGUGAUGCCUGACUUUUUUUCGGAA
Stegostoma tigrinum is the source of this 1418-nucleotide messenger RNA. RefSeq names its product tetratricopeptide repeat protein 9C-like. The transcript is spliced from 4 exons. Gene Ontology annotation, molecular function: protein binding. Lineage: Eukaryota; Metazoa; Chordata; Chondrichthyes; Orectolobiformes; Stegostomatidae. The record is from RefSeq and is a predicted model, not a curated record. Bases 520 to 1068 code for a protein of 182 amino acids.